AUGUCCGAAUCCCCGCGACAAAAUGGUCGGCCCCAGGGCCCCCCGCCGACCGCCGCGGAGGAGGAGCCUACCGCAUCGGCGAAGACAGCGCCGACCUCCAAACCAGGCCGGAAACUGCCCGAAUGGCUGGAUCAUUUCAAUGCACGCGAUCUCAAAGUGCUCUUCCGCUGCUCGGUGGCGGCGUGGGUCGCGUCGUUGUUGAUCUUCAUCGGACCGUCGCUGCGCCAGAUUGGGACCGCGACGUUCUUCGCCAACCUGGUGCUCUUCAUGGUUCCUCCGACCGGCAUCGUGUUCAUCUUCCUUUUGGGUGCUCUGACGCUCAUUGUGGGUAUGGCUCUGGGCUGGGCCUGGGGUAUGGUUGCUAUGAAGGCUGCACUGGCGGCGCGACCGGCGGCUGAAACUCAGGCUAAGCUCCAGCAAUUGGGGCAAUUGGCUUAUUCCCAAGCCAAUGCCACGGGGGUGCCGGUAGCGAUUGUGCAACAGCAGCUGGUCUACUCGGGCUUCAUGCUUGACGCUCGCGUAUCGGCCAUCUAUUUCUGCCUUAUCUGUUUUGCUGUCUACUUGCUGUCUCGUCUUCGGGCCAAUAACCCCAAGUUCAUCCUCUUCCAGAUCUUUGGUAUUAUCAUCAUGGAUGUCGUUUUGACGGUUGGCCCGCUGCUUCCAUCGUUCAGGGGAACGCUGCCCAGGAUUUUGAUGGAGCCCGCGGCUAUUGGAAUAGGGCUGGGAUUGGUUUCCCAUAUGCUCUUCUUUCCUCGGUCCACGUCGCAUGUUGUCCUCGAUGGCAUGGAAGGUUUAGUGCGACUACUGAAAGCGCCACUGGACCUUACCAUUGCUAGCCUAAUGAAGGGCGAAUCCUUAGACCUGAAGACCCUUCAGAAACUCAAGGCGAAAGGUAUUGCGGCCUACAAGGGCAUUGAGCCUCCAAUUGGCUUCUUGCAAUUGGAUUUUUCACUCGGUUGGUGGAAUGCGGACGACAUCAAGAGCCUCAAGGAGCCUAUCAGGCAGGCCUCGCUCAGCAGCUAUUCGUUGCUGGAUCUUCAUAUCUCCCGGGUGGGAGGGCAGAUGAAACUGGACAAGCUCGACGAAAUGACCGCGGGUCGAGAGCAGGAAUCCGACAGCGACGCAGAUGAGAAGCAGCGGCCGCGUGAGGUUGGCAUGCGCCAGUUGAUGGAAAGCGCCAAAUUAAUGCAAGCUCUGCGGAGCCCCGAGCAUGAGUCUUUGCGUCUGGAGACUGUCGAGGCAAUUCGCCAAUCCAGCAAGGAUAUCCUACCCGCAUGCCAGGGGGUUACUGUCAUCACCGCCGAUUGCAUCCACGCUGUCAAUUCGUCGCGCUGGUUUGGCCGGCCCUCCAAGGCGCGUCUGAACGAGCUCUAUGAAUGCGGCCAGUCUGCCCUCAGCGAGCUUCAGACACUUCGCGCCUCCUUUGCCACGGAAACCACCGAACGACUCAUUCAGACCCAUGCGGACUUGUUCGAUGAAAAGGGCAUGCUCAAGUCUGUCGAUGAGAUCUCGAUGCACAAGGUGAGGGGAAUUACUCUCGGCAUGGUUUUUGAAGAACAGAUUCUCGGUGUGGUCCAUGCGUGGGAGAAAGUCCUCGGACAAGUCCUUGCCCUGAUGAACGAGCGCCAGAAGGUCCAAUUGUGGUUCCCGAGGGGGCUGCGAUACGCAUUCAGCUGGGUCUGUCGACGAAGUGCCGUCACCCCUGUCACCGCAGCUCACUCGCCAGCUGUCGAUCCUGACAUUGUCGAGGCGCAGUCGAAGGCGGCACAGCAGAACCUUCGUAUUAGCCGAGGAUAUCGCGUCAAGCAACGCAGUGGGCUCGGCCAGGCCAUCCUGGGCACGUAUCACUGGUUCAUCAGCGCAGAGGGUCUGUAUGCACUACGCAUGGUGAUUGUCACCAUUGCCCUGGCCAUUCCCGCGGUCAUCCCGUCCAGCGCGAGCUUCUAUUAUCGACAGAAGGGGCUCUGGGCGCUCAUCAUGGGACAGACUACGGUUGUUGUCUAUAUGGCGGAUUUCACUUUCUCUCUUCUUUCUCGAACUAUCGGUACCGUGGUUGGCGGUGUUUUAGGCUUGUUGGGAUGGUAUAUUGGUUCUGGUCAUGGAGCGGGCAACCCAUAUGGUCUUGCCGCAAUCAUGGCUGCUAUUAUCAUUCCCCUGAUGUGGGCGCGCAUUUUCCUGCCCCCUGCGCUGCUUCAAGCCACGAUCAUGGGUGGUGCGACCUGCAUUCUCGUUGUCGGCUACAGCUACGAUGACACACACAUCCCGCAGUACGGUAACCCUGGACUAGGAUACGGUGUGUUUUGGCGCCGGCUUGUCCUUGUCAUGGUCGGGAUGGCGGCCGCACUCAUCGUGCAGAUCUUCCCACGACCGCCAUCUGCGGCACGGCACAUCUGCAGGUCGCUCUCGAAUGCCAUCCGAUCUCUCUCGGACCACUACGCGCUGCUGCUGUCCUGCUGGGGCCAGCCCGACCGCGACGACGGACUUGUGGCCCAGCAGCUUGCCCUCGAUCUCGCCGAUACCCUCAACACCCUUAAUGGGCCCAUUGCCAUGCUGCGCUUCGAGUUCUCUAGCUCUCCCUUCGACAGCGAGCGUCUGGGCCAGGUGCACUCGCUCUGCCACGAGCUGAACCAGCACCUGGGCCGCCUGCUGUUUUUGUCUGCAUCGCUGCCCGAAUACCUGCAAACCCGUCUCGCGCGCCAUGCCGGUCUCCUUGACCACCAUAAUGUCGGUGACAUCAUGUCGGUGCUCGGCGUCGUGGAGCAGUCCCUCAAGACUGGGGACCCCUUGCCAGAGGUGCUGCCAACGCCGCUGCUCAAACGCUGCCAUGAGUACUGGCAGUCGCGGCAGAUGAUGAUUGCCCUAAGCACGGAGCUCAUCCGCGACGAGAACUACCGCCGGUUCUGCGUCGCCGUCAGCUCGUACCUCAAGUUCCUGGCGGCGGUCGACGACCUGGUGCUGGUGCUGAAGGGCACGCUGGGCGAGUCGCAUAUUGUCAGUCGAGAGUUGGUGCACGGCUGGGAAGUCCCGGCGGACCUCGUCAUGCCUCCUCGCCUCGCCCGUCUUCCUCGGUGGAUGAGUCACUGGCUGGGGUAUCGCGCAGAGCCACCCAAGCCGCUGUCCCAGUGGACCGUGGCAGCGUGGUCCUUUAUCACGGCGUUUUGCGGGCUGUCCGUCAUGCAGGCGCUGUUUAACUAUUCCGAGUAUUUCACUGCGCGCCAUGUCCCGGGGAUAGUCGCAUCAUACGGCGCUUCCGCAGUCCUCUGCUUCGGCGCCAUCGAAAGCCCCCUAGCCCAACCGCGCGCCCUCAUCUUCGGGCACUUCUUCAGCGCCUUAAUUGGUGUAUGCAUCACCAAACUGUUCAGCCUCAUCCCCGAUCCCGCGCGCUUUGAGUCUCUGCGCUGGCUCGCCGCUUCACUGUCGACGGCGUUGGCCAUCGUCGCUAUGCAGCUGACUGGCACCACGCACCCGCCUGCUGGCGCGACGGCUCUGCUGCCGGCGACCAACGAGGAGAUCUGGCGCCUGUCAUGGUACUUCUUGCCUGUGGUUCUGCUGUCGUCUGCCUUGCUUAUGGCUUGUGCGUUGCUUCUGAAUAAUUUGCAUCGUCGGUAUCCUGUCUUUUGGAUUGCUCCGUCGCCGCCGGCGCAGCCUCAGUCUAAGCCGGAGCCUGUGCCUGUGUCGGCUGAUGAGGUUUCGGCGCGGCAGGGGGGCUGUCUAAGG
This is a messenger RNA of Penicillium alfredii, 3717 nucleotides long. RefSeq lists its product as uncharacterized. The transcript has 6 exons. The record is from RefSeq and is a predicted model, not a curated record. Lineage: Eukaryota; Fungi; Ascomycota; Eurotiomycetes; Eurotiales; Aspergillaceae. The annotation marks the transcript as partial.